ACGGGUCUGCCGCGGCACGGCGCUGGAUGGGGCCGGGGAAUCGGUGACGGCGAGGCAUCACGGCUGCGGAGCUGGCUCAGGUGCUUCGCACCGGUGGCAUUUCACCCGGCACCGCGGGCGAGGGUGCGCAGCGGGGAAAGGAAUUUGAACCCCCGGCACACCUUCGGUCGGCGAAAUCAGCCCACGAAGUCCCUGACCCUUUUGUACACUCCGCACCUACAGCCGUACCAAGCGCAGGCGGGCCUUUGCUCCCCCAAGGAGAGGAAGGCUCUGGUGCUCUCACUGCAGGAGCAGGCAGGGAUGACCUCUAAGGAUGCUUCAGGUGAAGCUCAUAGUAACUGGAGAUGACUUUGGCUAUUGUCCUCGGAGAAACCAAGGCAUCGUGGACUGUUUCCUGGCUGGUGCGGUAUCUAACGUGUCCCUUCUAGUCAACGGAAGUGCUGCAGCAGAUGCAGCCAAGCUGGCAAGGAGAUACAACAUCCCAAUAGGCCUGCAUGCCAACCUCUCCGAGGGCUCUCCUGUAUGUGAGGUGCUCAAGACAAACUCUUCUCUGCUCAACCAAGAUGGAUUCUUCCAUGGGAAAAUGGGAUUCAGAACAGCUCUAUCAAAAGGUCUCCUGAAUAUGUCAGAGGUGAAGCAGGAGCUGAAGGCCCAGGUGGAGCUGUUCCAUGAGCUGACAGGUCACCUACCUCCUCACAUGGAUGGGCACCAGCACAUCCACGUCCUCCCAGAAGUCAGGCACGUAUUUGCAGAGGUGUUAGAGGAAUAUGGGAUUAAGUACACACGUGUCCCAAUAGAGCCAGGCCUUCAUAACUGUGACUGGAUUCCACCAUCCCUGAUGGACUUUUAUCUGGGAGUAGAAGAAGAUUCUUUUAACACGGUGGAUGUGUUUACAAGGCAUGGAAUAAGUGUUCCCUCCUCUGGCUACAGAUGGCCAGACAUUUACAUAGGUUUGAGCACCAUGGGCAAGAACAUGUCUGUCAGCAACAUCUGGAGCGCCAUCGACACUGCCAUCGUGGAGUUCACGUCCAAGGCAUCCUUGCCCGCACACCCGACGCCACAGAGCAGGACAGUAACGAUUGAGCUGAUGGUGCAUCCAGGGUACCCGAGUGUCCCACCCGUCGGCGGCUGUGGGGAUGGACCAGACGAUUUCUCACAGUCCUGGGAGCGCCUCCAUGAACUCCAGACGUUAAUUAAGCCAGAGCUGCAGAGCCAUUACAAAACCAGGAACAUCCAGCUUUGUUCAUUCAAAGAUCUUUAGGUAAACAAGCACACAUACAUACAUACAUUUAUUCAUACUCUGAAGAUAGGCAGUUGCUAAUGUCCCAAGAAGCCAGACUACCGUUACCAGUGUAAUACCUCCUGGUACAGCUGACAGGAGCUGCAAACAGCCUGGGAACAGCAUUAGGGUGUCCAUGGAAGAGCAAAACCCUGUGAGCAGCUACAGGCAGUACCCCAGAGCCCUGACUGGCAGUUUUUAGGCCACAGCAUCAGCUCUGAACGUGACAAACCUCAUGUCACCCACUUAUGCACCAUUCCAGCACAGCAUGGCAGCCAAGGCCCAGCCCUCCUCCCAGGGCUCAGUCCCUGCCAACGCGAUAGUGAGCAGCACGGAAACAUGGUCUGCUGCGAGGCCAAGGAGCACGCUAGCACCCUGAGGGUUCUGAUCAUUUCUCUUUUUGGACUUACCUGCAAAAAAAGAAACGUGCUGGGGAGCAAGCGCUGCUUUGGAGCAACCGCUCGGUGUAGGUUGCCCACGGGAGGCCUGGCAACCUUCAGCAUUUGGUUUUCUUAAAGCACUCAGUCGUGGUCCCUUCCCCUCCACUCGUACCUGCCCAUCGGAGGUGAGGGGCACGUUACCUUCAGAGCAUUUCUCUGGUCAGAGCAGUGGGAUCACAGGUUUUGCACAGCGGUGCCUGCAGCCAGAUUCCAUGUACAGCCUCAGCCAGCAGUAAUUAUGGCUCUUCCUCUUUAUGUUGCCUCUUGGCACUGAGCCACCAUAGGAAAGUAACAUCAGCCACAGUCCUUUCAGAGAGGCUUUUCUUUCUUUUUUUUUUUUUUUUUUGGAUGACUUUGCAAGACCAGCAACUGUUGACCCAUCUGCUAUUUCAGUAACUGCUGCAUAUGAGAACUCACCAGCAACUGUUCCUGCACUGCCCACUGCCUCUCAUGAAAAAUGCAUGGGAUGGCCGCGUACCAACUAUGAGCAAGUCAUCAAGUGGAGAAGGUCCUUGUAUUUGUCCAUUUUUAUUCUUGUCAUGAAAGCAUUUGAUCUUCAACAAGCCCUAGUAAUACUGGUAUGUUUGACUGCAUUCUUAACUGUAGCCCUGUCACUCACAUAUAACUUUCACACAGGAAAAAAAUAUUUUAGAUUGUUUAUGCUCAUUUUCUGUGCAAAAGUGAUCUAUUUAACAUAAUAAUUUCUGUUUUUUUUUUAUAAUAUUAAAAAUUUCAAGAUGAUCAUCA
Molecule: messenger RNA, 2466 nt
Organism: Harpia harpyja (harpy eagle)
Lineage: Eukaryota; Metazoa; Chordata; Aves; Accipitriformes; Accipitridae
Gene: YDJC
Product: YdjC chitooligosaccharide deacetylase homolog
Exons: 6
Coding region: 314-1261 (315 amino acids)
Biological process (GO): carbohydrate metabolic process
Molecular function (GO): deacetylase activity
Source: RefSeq, a predicted model, not a curated record